This is a messenger RNA of Nannizzia gypsea CBS 118893, 1756 nucleotides long. Its product is annotated as lysyl-tRNA synthetase. Gene Ontology annotation, biological process: mitochondrial lysyl-tRNA aminoacylation. The transcript has 5 exons. The record is from RefSeq and is a predicted model, not a curated record. The coding region runs from base 39 to 1742 and encodes 567 amino acids. Gene Ontology annotation, molecular function: lysine-tRNA ligase activity; ATP binding; tRNA binding. Gene Ontology annotation, cellular component: cytoplasm; mitochondrion. NCBI's taxonomy places the organism in Eukaryota, Fungi, Ascomycota, Eurotiomycetes, Onygenales, Arthrodermataceae.
UUGUAUAUAUUUCCUUGGAAUGCAGACCGGAUGAGCUGAUGCUAUCCAUCUGCUCUAACCCUCUAUCCCAGGUAUGCCUGGAUAGGUUUCUUGCAAGGGCUGUUCGUCUAUCCUCACGGCAAUUGGGGAGGCAAGCGGCUUGGAGGCCAAUUCGCACAUUUACGAGCCAUAGGCUACUGCUUGAAGAUCAGGUAGCAGGCCCAACUCAGCAAACCUCGCAGGCCAGAGUCAGUGAUAUCCAGAAGACCUGGCCAAAUCCAUAUCCACGGAUAAGCCGCAGCCCAUUGUCACUCACAUGUGCGGAAUUCCGAUCGAAUUAUGACGGUAUACGGCCGGAUGAGACGGUAGAUCAGGAUACUGUGGUAUUACAUGGGAGGAUACGCUCUCAACGGACUGCCGGGAAGAAGUUGGUAUUCUUUGACCUUGUGCAUAACGGGCACAAGGUGCAGGUACUCUGCAACCAACGUGUGGUGGGGGAAGCUGGAAUAUCCCCGGAGAAGUUUAAGGAGUUCUACCAUCUACUCCGCCGCGGUGACUCUUUCUCUGUGACCGGCAAACCACAUCGAACUAGCCGAGGAGAAUUAACUAUCAAGACGACUGAGCUCCCUAAGCUUAUAUCGCCGUGUCUGCACGAUGUGCCCGUUCACCAGAAGGAGCUUGAGAUAUCACCAUACGAGCGUCAUGUUGAAUUCCUCUCCAGUCCUAGUGCGGCCAACAUCCUUCGAGCUCGAUCACUGAUUACAAACUCCAUGAGAACCUUCUUUGCCAACAAGGACUUUGUAGAAGUUAGCACUCCGAUUCUUGCGUCAAAGUCAGGCGGUGCCAUUGCGCAACCAUUUGUCACAAGUGCCACUGAAUUUCCUGAGCGCCCGUUGUCACUCAGGAUCGCUCCUGAACUGUGGCUUAAACGACUAGUUGUUGGAGGGUUCGACAGGGUGUUUGAAAUCGGGCCAUCUUUCCGGAACGAGGGCCUUGACAAAACACAUAAUCCGGAAUUUACCACGUGUGAAUUCUACCAAGCCUUUGCCAAUCUUGAAUCACUGAUCGAGACCACAGAGUCACUACUUUCAACCCUGGCUUCGGAAGUCCAACAACUGAACGAGAAACUGAACAACUCACUAAACCCGACGACCGUGAGCUUUACAGGGCCAUAUCGACGGGUCGAUUUUAUCCCUGCGAUUGAAGAGGCCAUUGGUAGAAAAUUACCUGACCUGCAGUCCGAGAAUGCUCUAUCCCAGGUAAAGGAGAUUUUUGCUGACCUAUCACUCCCACUACCCGCUCACGAGUCUCUUCCCCGACUUCUCGACAAGCUCUGUUCAACCUAUGUGGAGUCGCAACUGGUUGAUCCUACUUUCAUCAUGAACCACCCCGAAUGCAUGUCACCGCUAUCCAAAUCAUACCGUCAUCCAGAUAAUGAGCAGGUUGUCUCUGCACGAGCCGAGCUGUUUGUGGAGGGUAAAGAGAUAAUGAACAUGUAUGAAGAAGAAAACUCCCCUUUCGAGCAGAGACGGAAGUUCCAGCACCAGUUGUCCUUCCGAGACCCUGAGAACGCUGGUGAGCUUGAUGAGGGAUACCUCGAAACACUCGAGUGGGGGUUACCGCCUACCGGUGGUUGGGGGUGUGGCAUCGACCGACUGUGUAUGUUGUUCACCGGUGCCCGACGGAUUAGUGAUGUGCUUAGCUUUGGCAACCUCCGGAGUGUGACAGCCACGUUUGAACCUGGGCCGGCUUCAAGGCAGUGACCAUGCAAGCUGCC